AUGACAGUGCACUCGGUGCACUCGGUGCACUCGCGCUUGCUGGGGAAACCUAUGGACACUGACACUCGAACCUUCGAGGUAGACGACCAGCGAAAUGGGCCAGGCAAGAGAUCUGAGCUGCUUGCCAGCCUCCUCAGAGGUCUUUUGCUGGUGGCAGUUGUACUGUUUGGCUGCGCCAACAACAUCUCCAAGCAAAUUGCCUCCAAGCCCCUCAGGCGUUACACCUACAUGCUGGGAUUGUCAACUGCCGUCGCCUACGUUCCGUUGUAUUGGCUUAUCCUUUCGCUGCUGGUUCGGUCGGGCGUUGCCCCCCGCUUUCAGUUGAAAUGGGUUUGGCAGCGGAACAAUGCCAACGUGCCGGUAGCUCUUCUCUUGGUCAUCGCAGCCUUGGGCGACUCCAUGGGAGAUGUCAUUGGCGCAAUCUGUACACCCCAUGUCUCUGGGCCUGUUCACAGCCUCCUCUCAAAUUGCACACCCAUCUUCAUCGCGUCUCUGUCCAUGUGCCUGCUACAUCAGCGCUACUCGCUGUGGCAGUCUCUUGCGCUGAUCGGGGUCCUUGUGGCUGUGGUCAUCGGUGUCUUGCCCUCCUUCCAUUCCGGCAAUACGAGCCCUUUCUUUGCAGUUGUUCUGGGAGGUAGCUGCAUUUUCAAUGCUGUCGCAUUUGUUGUGAAGGAGCUGAUCUUCAGCCGUUAUCAGGCCUGGGCCACCGGUGAAGACCAGGUCGGUGGUCUGAACAUUUUCGUGGUCAACGCGCACGAGGCCCUUUUCCAGCUGCCUCUGACCUUGCUGUUGAUUCCUCUGAAUCAGAUGCUGAAGCAGACCAACGGAGAAGACAUUGGCACUUACUUGAAGGAGGCAAUGCUGUGUGUCUUCCAGGGACAUUGUGAUGAGCAUGGUGACGUGGCCGGGACGUGCGUGGCUGUCUAUGUAGUCUUCAAUGUUGUCUGGAACAUGACGGUGCUGCUCUCUGUGAAGCACACUGGGGCCUUGGCCACCUUCAUUGCCCUCAAGGCAAUCUUCCCGGUGUCGACCGUCCUCUUCGCUUACAUCGAUUGGCCCUUAUUGGGCGAGACCGAGCUGUCCAGCCUGGUGUGGCUUUCCAUCGUGCUGCUGCUUCCAAGCAUCGCUUUCUACCAAUGGUCCUCGCGGGAACAGGCGAAGCGCGUGGCAGAGCACCCGUCUCUUGCCAGCUGCUGCUGGCCGCUCUGUAGAGGCCACCGAGACACGCUGCUGGGCUCCUGA
Molecule: messenger RNA, 1242 nt
Organism: Effrenium voratum
Lineage: Eukaryota; Dinophyceae; Suessiales; Symbiodiniaceae
Source: the annotation of a GenBank genome assembly